CUUCUCCCGCUUGCCCUUGGCCUUACACAUCCGCAUCUUCGAACGACUGUGACUGCCACUGCGACUGCGACUGCGGCGGCGACUGCGAUAGCAACUGCAAACCCUCCUCACGCCGACAACGUCCCCAGACAACCACAACCACAACCACAACCACGAACAACCUCCCUUCUUUCCCCGGCCGGCUCCCUCGAUUCGCUUCGGCUUCAUCUCAUCCUGCUAGCCUGGAGAAUCAAAAUCGCUUUUGUUCCACGCGAGAUGGACAAAUCAUGACCUCGCGACCCAGCGUUGGGCGACAGGGCCCUCAGCGCUCCCUGAGUUCGACAAAUGCCCUGCAGAGGCCACCACCGCAUCGCACGCUCUCGCAGCAGUUCUCGUCCUCGUCCCCAACAAGGCGAGGGAAUGAGGGUUUUGUGGACUUGACAUUCGAUGAGUCGGUGCUGGCUCGGCAUGGGCCGAGAGUUGGGACCUCGCGGUUGCGAGUUGAGAUAUCGAAAGACUCGGGGCCCUCUGAGAUGGUGGAAUCGCCGAAACCCAUAUCAGACGCCGCUCCUACGUGGAGGCCAUCACUACCUCCACGAGGGCGGCCACAACUCCAUUUUGAUGUGCCAAGUGUCAGCAACCUCAGUCCCCAUCCUGCGCAGGACGGCGGCCAGAACGAAGUCACGAUAAAGCCGAUGCCUUUGCCCGUGAGGCCCGGACAGCACGCUCCACCGUCUUCUGAGAAAUCUCGUGCGGCGCCAAGUAAUGCAGCGAAGAAAGACGCCCGUCCAAAGCCGUAUAUUCUGGAAGUGCCGACAGCCGCCCCUCAUUAUUCCCCAAAUGGCCAUACCGAUUUCUUUCCCUGGACCGGAAACCAUCCCGAGGACCAAUUCUCGGAGCCAGUAAUUCGACAUGGCUUUUUUGACAAAGCACAGAUGACACAGAACGAAACAGGAUCCGCUAAGCCGUCCAUAUUCCCAGCCCUCAAGCACAAAAGCGGACUUCAAACAUUGUCAGCUUUAUUCACGAGUGUGCUUGCACAGCGAAGGGCUCAUGGACAAAUCACCUCGGCAUCAACCUUCAAACCCCCACCGCGUGUUACAGUUACAGAUACAAAGAGAGAAAUGUGGUUGAAGGAUCUAGCAAACCCCACGAUAUCUUUACGGCGUCUCAGUAGAUCUAUUCCUCACGGAAUAAGAGGAAAGGUGCUGUUGGAUCAAUCUUUGAGCAAGAAUAUACCAAUAGAAAGAGCCGUAUGGUUGGCCAAGUGUGUUGGGGCGAAUGAGUUGAGGUCAUUCAGAAGAAAGGGUGUCAGCGGCACGUUUGCUAUGGGCGGUGAGGCCAAAUGGAUUAGGGACUUCACAGUUUGCGUUGAACAAUUCAUGGAAAGCAUUCUUGCGACUUGCGGAGAGAAAGAUUUCAAAACAAGGAUAAGUUACGCGAUACGUCUUGCCACUCAUUUCUAUGCCGAAUAUCUUCUUGAUCGUGAGCACUAUAUGGACUGGUUGGUAACGUCUCUGGAAAACAGUCCUCAAGCGAAGCUGCCUAUGUGGCUUUUGAUUACUCAAGUUUACUGGAAGGAUCUCUUGAAAUACCGAAAAUACGGACGUCGACUUUCAGCGGCGCUUUUGAGUCAGCUAGCUAGGACAUUAAACCACCUAGACCGCGAUAUUCUGGCUCCUCUAUCUGAUCGCCUGCGAGUUCUACUGAAAGGAAUUGUGAUAUCAAACUCGGAAAGUUUUGUUGGCCCGAAAGUAUGGGCCAAGCACAGAGAUGUCAUCAUGAGCGACUUGGACCUCGACGAUGAGCGGUUUAUGUCUAUUCUUGCAGCACUUGACCUACGAAAUUCUCGUCUAAACGCUUCCGGUACAGAGAAAACACUAACCGCUCGACGGCGUCUGCUUUAUGUCCUUGACGGUACAUUAAUACGUCCGCUGACUAACGAGACGGCUCGACAGUGUUGGGAGAUUGACGAAGACAAAGCCAUGCUUUCCCGUACAAUUUUGGAAUGGUCCUCGUCGUCUUACCGGCCUGGAAAUGCUAAAAUAUAUGUGGCUGCUCGCAUCAUGAGGUCUUGGAUCAAAUUCGGUGCAGACGUCACUAGUGCAGUUUUGGAUUUCCUCGACUCUGCAGUGUGCAAUUCUGGCCGCCGAAACUCUGCCUUUUACCAUCUGGUCUCUGAGUUGGCCCGCUCGGAGCACUUUUCUACACCAAGGUAUCUGGAAUGGUUGAUCGCUCGAGGUGGUCUGUACAAUGCCAAAGAUGUGGCUUCAGAUGGGCCUUGUGCAACACGACUGUUGGCUGAGCUCCCGACAAACAACCUUAGUGAGAGCAUCGCUGAGCUUCGUGCGACUUUACUCAGUAGGGCAGGUUUUCUGGUAGAGGAAGAGGAAGAUCAAACGAAUGAUUUGAUGACAUUCAUGAAUCAAAACCUACCCGGUAUGCAAGCCACCGUGGACGAUAAGCUUGAAUCGCAGAGCCUCGACGUCAAUCUUGCAAGCAUUUCAUCCGAGGCAAGCCGAACAACCAAAUCAGAACUUGGCCUCUGGCUGCGACAAAAAGUCAGGCUUCAGAUGGCGCAACCAACAAUACCACCCUUUGACGAUUGGGAUGAUUCACCGAUGAAAGGCGGGACCUCUGCGAUCACGUCAUCCGAUUUCAAUACCGUCCGGCAAUAUCUUGAGCUCAUCGAUGACUAUUCGAUGCUUGCCGAUGUCCUUAAGAUCGUUACGAGUUCCAAUGACGCGGAAGUGCUUGCUUCUUGUGUGGAUACGCUAGACUUGCAUAUCGAGGUAUUCUCGGCAAUAGGUGCACUCAGGGGGCUAUUUGAUAUUCUCGUGACCCGUCUUCGAGCCUUGUCAGAUGAGAUUGACUCCAUCCCGAGGGUACUUUUGGUCACUUUGUCGGACCUUGCCUCGCGACUCCCGGAGCAGAGGAUGGUAGCUCAACAGCUCGCUCAAGAGCUUGCCCGCAGCGAUAGAAAGACCGCUGCCGAUGCUUGCUCACCGGUGUCUGACCACAUGGCACUCGUUCAGACGUCGGAGGCAGACUUUACAGACGAGAUUGAGAAAGUCUUAGCAAGCGGCAAUAGCAUGGAUCAAGCCACUCUGGAGAGGCUUUUUCAAAGGAUUAUAUUGCGACUGGAAGAGUCAUGGGAGAAAUCGCAGGAACAGCGAAGCUGUGGGUUGUUGCUCACGAGGCUCAGGACUUUCGACGCCCAGCAGUUUGACGCUCUGAUGACCGCAUGGAUAAAACGGCUUGUACCGCGCCAGAACCGUCCAACUAUGUUGGAAGUGUUCGGACCCCUGAUCAGUUUUGGAUGUCUCGCCCUUCGAGAUGUUAUUGUCAGCUCCGGUGCAACGGAGACAAUGGAAAAUCCACAAGACUCGAGCACCGCUCACGAAGCUCUUGGAUUGCUGGUCACAUCAUUCUGUCUUCCAGAGACGAUGACCAUCGAAGAAAGAUAUCGUCUUCGAAUCAAGCAAGCGCAUAUGCAGAAGGAUCACCCUGUUGAAGUUUUGAACGUCGUUCGUCUUGUGUUUGGAGAACCCAUCGACUUGGAUGAACGCAGCAGCUCUUUGGAUAGGAAGAUUCUCCAAAGUGCGGACUUUCAUGAGCUCCUACAAGUUCUUGUUCUAUCCGAUACCCAUCGAUUUAUUGACAACCUAGUGAUGCCACUGCUUCAGAGUUCCACCCCAGACGCCGCCGUCACCAUCAACAGAUGUGUUGACAAGUUUUUGUUAGCCGGGAAUGAGAACGAGACUAUUACGACGGAGGUGCUCCUUAAUCUGGCCGAUGACCUGUCUUUACCAUUCUGCCAAGUCAAGCUGGCUGCCAUGUUUAGAAGAGAUGAUACAGUCAUGGAAGGUGCAGAUGAUGGGCAAGCAGAAGACCUCGAGGCAUUCGAUCGUGCCAUUGAAUCGGCAGUGGCUACAGGGAAGACAACCUGGGCCAGCAUCGUUCCGUUGCUCGAUGCUUCAAUCGCACAACGCUUGCGACAACGAGCGGAAGCACGUUUCCUGGCUUUAUUCCCCUCGCCAAAGGCUACGGGUGGAGAGGACACCAUGCAGAACCGUGUCGUCCAUGCCGAAAACCUCCUGCACAUAAUCGAUGCAACCGCGUACAGUGCGUCUGCCACAAACACGUCCGUUGGUGCCACCAAUCUUGCUUGCGACAUCGUUGCAGUUCUGAAUGGCCUAUGGCUGCUGCUUGCAAAGUCUCAAUCUCGAGAUAUUAAGGAUGCCAUUAUGUCAAAAUGGCUCCCACUUCUUCUUUCCUUCACAACAAUCCGCAUACCCGCGUUUGAAGCAACAAAACCCGGUCACGAGAGCAGGGCAAAAGCUGUCCUAGCUCUUGCAGCUAUAUUUCUCCAACUACAAGCCCUCGACAUCGCCACGGAUGAAAUCAAGAACCUGAUAGAGCAAACCUUCGACCUAGCACUCUAUCUAGUAGAUCCGCUACCUGAAGAUAUGCGUCAGCAAUGUAUUCGAAACCUUCGAGAUGCUGCGUCGAGCGCCCAGAUUUCAUACCUUUUCAGUUUUACGCCGAAUCCAACAGAGUGGCUUGUUUUGAGCCAAAAGGAGAGAACAUUGCCCCCUCCGGGCGCUGGUGUUGCUGAAAGGGCGACUGAAAAGGAAAAGUUGGUUCCUUUCUCCUUGAGGAGGUGGGAGAUGUUGGGCGAGCCGACCCCAAAUGUGGGCGAGAAUGAUACGAGUUUGAGCUUGACACUCUUCGGGGCUAGGAGGGGGUAAUAUACCCUCAUGCUAGUACUAUGAAUGCAUAUUGCUUGGAAGCCAGUAUAAACAGGAAAUAGCGUGUUGGAAAGUUGGGAUCUUGGAGCAUUGGACAUGAAUGAGACAGACGAUGUUACGAUAUAGAGAAUUUAGAAUAAUUCAAUCAUGAUCAACUUCCGCUUACGGUAUGAUACUGUUCUAUCC
Molecule: messenger RNA, 4916 nt
Organism: Hyaloscypha bicolor E
Lineage: Eukaryota; Fungi; Ascomycota; Leotiomycetes; Helotiales; Hyaloscyphaceae
Product: RNA polymeras-like protein II mediator complex component Srb8
Exons: 4
Coding region: 267-4730 (1487 amino acids)
Biological process (GO): regulation of transcription by RNA polymerase II
Cellular component (GO): mediator complex
Molecular function (GO): transcription coregulator activity
Source: RefSeq, a predicted model, not a curated record